Molecule: messenger RNA, 1417 nt
Organism: Dermacentor albipictus
Lineage: Eukaryota; Metazoa; Arthropoda; Arachnida; Ixodida; Ixodidae
Product: optomotor-blind protein-like
Biological process (GO): positive regulation of DNA-templated transcription
Cellular component (GO): nucleus
Molecular function (GO): DNA-binding transcription factor activity
Source: RefSeq, a predicted model, not a curated record
GUUUUUAGGCUUCCUGCGGUUCGAGGGAGAGGAGAAAAUUGUAGACAAGAACCAGGACACGCUCGUACGGCAGAGAAAACCAAUGCCCGUGAGCGGGUAUGUGCUAAAUACUUUGAGGUGAUCAUCAUCAUUAUCAUCAUCAUCAAAAACGCCAUGCGUCAGCCUUCUCGAGUGGUACACUUUCCGAGCACGAUAUACAACGAGUCACUGCACAGCGAACGGCAGCUACUGAACAGUCGCAGACCAGCUGCAAUCGCGUUCGCUGCGACGCACUUCGCAAACGCCGCUUGUGCCUCGAGGAUGGCGUCGUCGGGCCGUGCUGCUGGCUCCGCUGGCGCUGGCCUCAACGCCGGUCUCCCCAGGGACGACGACGUCCGGAUGAGCGCUUGCAACGGCUACGCCACGCUGAGGGGCGGCGACUGCGAGGUGUCGGCGAGCAGCAGCAGCGACGACAGCAGCAGCGGGGACGACGACGGCACCAGCAGCGACGACAGCAGCAGCAGCAGCGGUUCCAGCAGCGACAGCGGAAGCAGCGACGUCGCGCAGGCCGGCGCGUCCCAGUCGGAGGACAUCGACAUCGAAGAGGCGCCGACCGUCUCCAUCGUCGCAGCCGGGGCCGCCUUCGCUGCGGGCGAGCCACAGAUGGGCAUCUGGAUUCAGCCGAACGUCGUCCGCCCGGCGGACCUUCCCAGUGACCACCCGGACGAAGUUCACGACUGGAGCGGUUGGCCCAAGUUUCCUGCCAAGAAGGACUUGGAUCAGCAGCCCGCGAUCGCUCCGAGUCUGCCAGCCAAGGUUCCCCAUGUCACCCUCGUCAACCAGCACGAGUUCCUGCUGCCCAGGAUGGAACUGCUGAUACACACACAGGGCAGGUUCAUGCAGCCAGCGCCUUCGUUUCGGAUUACAAACUUGGUGGACGACUUGCAGUACACGGCCUGGCUCACCUUCACGGAUUCCACUGGGAGCGAAUGCGUUGGUCAGUAUUCCCACCCGGAUUCACCGCAUCCCGGUUCCUCGUGGAACGGCCGUGUGCUGUCGUUUUCUCGGCUGAAGCUCUUCUCCAGCGACGGCUUCACUUCGAAACCACCCCCGAUCACUCUAACGUGUAACAAUAGCUACCGUAUCCAAGUGAACGUUGGAAUCGUGGAAGACAGCGGACACAUCCUGAGCGCGUCGGUCGUCCGACAGUUUGUCGGUGCCUACUUUGUCGCCGUCACCCAGUACAGCAAGAAAUCUAGCUGAUGAAACCACAAUCAGAGCUUUAUUUUCAUUUUUUUUGCUUUUAGUCUCUCGCGUCCAAGCAACAAGGGGUUGAAGACUAAGGCACGAUAAUAUAAUGUCAAUACUUCGCACCAUUUUCACGACUUCCAUUGUUUCCGUGAUAACAUUAAUAAAGACAUAUUUGGCGGUACAUAAA